AUGAUGCCGGAGAAGGAGGAAAAGACGAAGGAAGAGAAGAAGGACUACAAGAAGGACGACAAGAAGGACGAGAAGAAGGACGACAAGGACGACAAGACGGACGACAAGAAGGGAGAGACGAAGGAAGAGAAGAAGAAGGAUAAACAGACAGAGGAGCUGGACCUGAAGGCCCCACCCGCGCUGAGCUUCACCUUGGAGCCCCGCAGCCUGAACUUUUGGCCUCCGGUCAGUGAAGCGAGGCUGCAGCUUAAGAACACGUCGGACAAGAAGAUGGCCGUCAAGGUGAAGGUGUCGAAUACAAAGAUAUUCAAAGUCUACCCCGAGCAGCAGGACGAGAAGGACGAAGACGAGAAGAAGCAUCAGGACAAGCGGGACGACAAGCCCUUCGCCCGGCCCGCGGAGCUGAACUGGAGCGAGCUGGGCGGCGCGCGCCACUUCGACAUCACGAACCCGGGGCCGCGCCGAGCCUUCAAGAUAAAGUGCUCGAACAACAAUAUCUAUAGGUUCCCGGUUGUGUUUUGGAUCGCCGAAAGUGGACAGGUGAAGCGCCUCGAUGUGGCCAGGAUUCCCGCCCCUAAUAAAGGAGACUGGAUCGAGGUGGUCUACUGCGACGUGCCCGACCGCAGCAUCCACGACGCCCAGGCGGCUUUCAAGGACAAGACGCUGAAGACCGAGUCGAUCAUCAUCCGCACCGGCUUCAUC
Molecule: messenger RNA, 702 nt
Organism: Mesorhabditis spiculigera
Lineage: Eukaryota; Metazoa; Nematoda; Chromadorea; Rhabditida; Rhabditidae
Source: the annotation of a GenBank genome assembly